Messenger RNA from Monopterus albus (swamp eel), 3552 nucleotides. It is a transcript of the gene kcnj2a, whose product is annotated as potassium inwardly rectifying channel subfamily J member 2a. Lineage: Eukaryota; Metazoa; Chordata; Actinopteri; Synbranchiformes; Synbranchidae. Bases 522 to 1802 code for a protein of 426 amino acids. The record is from RefSeq and is a predicted model, not a curated record. Gene Ontology annotation, molecular function: inward rectifier potassium channel activity. Gene Ontology annotation, cellular component: plasma membrane. The transcript has 2 exons. Gene Ontology annotation, biological process: potassium ion import across plasma membrane; regulation of monoatomic ion transmembrane transport.
AACAUAAUGUACAACUGCUGCUGUGACACCGUGUGCGCGCCCCCCCUCCCCCCCUUGCCCGGCGCGGAGCGGGGGGCGGGCCGUGCCGGUGCGUGCUAUUUAAAAUGCUGUGGGGGAACUCGGUGCGAAGCACAUUACUGAGACAAGUCCUCCAGAGACAUGGGAGAACAGUUUCACACUUGAUCUUGUUCGGCCCAAGUAACAACAAGCGCGUGGAAACGACGCCUGGGAUAGCGGAUGUCAAUAAACGUCUGGAUUAUAUUUCACCACGCUGAUUUCAACCGGUCCACAAAUGAGCAACAGCAGAUGAACUGGAUGAGGUCCAGUCAGCUGAUGAAAGAGGACUGACCACUUCAUCCAGGGGGCAGGGAGGCUGAAGUCGCUUCAGCCCGCCUCAUUUUGACACCAUUUCCUCUGAGUUGGUCCCCCGAAGUGUUUCAAAACUGUUUCUCCAACGCUUUUUCCAGAAACUUAGACUGUUUUCCAAAGCAGAAGCAGCACAGCCCUCCCAGAUUGAGGUGAUGGGAAGUGUGCGAGCCAGCCGCUACAGCGCUGUGUCACCAGACGACGGCAUGAAACUUUCCACUACAGCAGUGCCCAAUGGCUAUGGCAACGGCAAGAACAAGGUGCACACGAGGAACCACCAGCAGAGCAGAUUUGUGAAGAAAGAUGGUCACUGUAACGUCCAGUUCAUCAACGUGAGCGAAAAAGGCCAACGGUAUUUGGCUGACAUCUUCACUACAUGUGUGGACAUCCGCUGGAGGUGGAUGUUCAUUAUCUUCUGCCUCGCCUUUCUCCUGUCGUGGCUGUUCUUUGGCUGCAUUUUCUGGCUGGUGGCCCUUUUGCAUGGGGACUUGGCAAACAGUGGCCCGAAGUGCAUCUCCAAUGUGAACAGCUUCACCGCUGCCUUCCUGUUCUCCAUUGAGACUCAAACAACUAUUGGUUACGGCUACAGAUACGUCACAGAUGAGUGCCCUGUUGCAGUCUUCACAGUGGUUUUCCAAAGUAUUGUGGGCUGCAUUAUUGAUGCCUUUAUCAUUGGUGCUGUAAUGGCAAAGAUGGCAAAGCCCAAGAAGAGGAAUGAAACUUUGGUUUUCAGUCACAGUGCCACAGUGGCUAUGAGAGACAACAAGCUCUGCCUGAUGUGGCGUGUCGGCAAUUUAAGGAAGAGCCACCUGGUUGAGGCGCAUGUGCGGGCGCAGCUUCUGAAAUCCCGGACGACAGCAGAGGGCGAGUACAUCCCCCUCGACCAGAUGGACAUAGAUGUAGGCUUUGACAGUGGAGUUGAUCGCAUCUUCCUGGUCUCCCCAAUUACCAUUGUCCACGAGAUCAAGGAGGACAGCCCCUUCUAUGACAUGAGCAAACAGGACCUGGAGAACUCAGAAUUUGAAAUCGUGGUCAUCUUGGAGGGCAUGGUCGAGGCCACGGCAAUGACCACGCAAUGCCGCAGCUCCUAUGUCGCCAGCGAGAUCAUCUGGGGCCACCGGUUCGAGCCGGUGCUCUUUGAGGAGAAGAACUACUACAAAGUGGACUACUCCCGCUUCCAUAAGACAUACGAGGUGCCAAGCACCCCUCUGUGCAGUGCCAGAGACCUGGCAGAGAAAAAGUACAUUCUCUCAAACUCCAACUCCUUCUGCUAUGAAAAUGAAAUGGCGCUGGAGAACAAGGAGGACACGGACGAGGGGAAUGGGGGCAGCGUAGGGCCUGACGGCACCCAAACAGAUAACAUCUCAGAGACUGAACACAGCCAAGCCAAGGUGCCCCUAGACACUCGGCCUCUGAGACGAGAAUCAGAAAUAUGACUGCUCAGACCUCAGACCUCACUUGAAAGAUGUUUUUAGAAUCACCUCUCUGCUCUGAAAGGCAAAAUGAGCCGAGCUGGGUAGAGGACAAAUCCAAUGGUACUGCUGUGGGAAGCAGCGAGGUUUAGGACUUCAUAUGUAAGAGGCUGAACUUUGACUACAUACAGUAUGACAAAACACAGCACUAUGGGCUAUGUGCAUAUUGCAGGACGAAUUCUCAGUGAAGUCCCCGUGAAUGUGUGCUCCAUGUCUGGUGACUGCAUGAUGAUGAACGGGAAGGAAGUUGACUACAUGACUUGAAAAACUGCAGGCAUGUCUUAGUUUUUCUCCAGCAAGAACAAGAGGCUUUCAGACAGGUGGAUAUGUAAUAUUUUUAUAGAAUAUGUUCACAAGAGCUGCUAGAAACUAGUGGAAGUUUAACAUAAAGCCCUUAAAGAUGUUUUCAUUUGACACUUUGUGCAUUCACACAGAACUAAAGAGUACACGAAAAGUUAACAUCUGAAACAAAGAAGGUACAAGAGUAUUUGUUCAUGAGCUGGUCUCAACACAGAAGUCCAAAUAAACUGCAAAACACUUCUGUAUGCAAGAAAUGUCAAAUGUUCAGAGGACUUUCUUCUGAAAUUGAAAGCACUGAAUUGGUGAUGUUCUGUGUUAUCCUUUGCAGUUACUGAUCUGAGACUGCUCACUGAUGGUCAGACAGGCCUGCUCAUGUCAAGACACAGAGCGGGGUAGUAUUAUCAGCAUCAAACUGACAGAAAUCCUUUAUUUAAAUGGAAACAGGGGUAAUGUGAGAAUCUCAAUGUUCUUAAAAGUGCUGCUAUGAUGAUGCUUUUUUUAAAGGUUGAUUUAAAUAAAUGCCAAAAAAGUAUUAUUUUCAUAGUUUUUUGUUUCUUAAAAACACCACCUGAUUAAGUUUGGUACAGAGAAGUAGAAUGUUAAUGGAGUUUUAAUAGGGUUUGUUUUUUAAGAAUCUGUGUACAGUUUGUUUCCUGUUAAUUCUCCCUUUAUUGAGCCACUUCAUCAAGCUUUAAUUUGGAAAAUGAGAAACAAGGAAAACGAAGAAAGUGAUAAAUCAACCAAACUGGCAAAGGCUUUACUGCAGGGGAGAUUUUUGUAAUGUUUGCUGAAGUAAAAAAAAAAUAUUUCAGUUAGGGGCACUGCAAUGUUUGGGAGGAUUUUUAGGCUUUAACUUGAACCAAGAAGUUGAUUUGAAGCCAUACCCCCUCAUGUUUGAACAUGAGGUGAUAUAUUAUGACAGAAAACCAGAUCUCCAUCUGAUGUCUGAAUGUGAUACAGUGUUAUGACUGGAGAGUUUGUAAAGGUCUCAUCUUUGCAAAAUGUCAAAUCACCAAGUAAAACAUUCUCAAAGCCACCUUUUCUCUGCCUACGACUACACAUCAGCCUACUGCAUAAUCAGCACAGUUUUUAUUCUGUUUUAUUUUACUUGAGAAUGUAAAAUCUGAAAAAGCGUACAGUAGUUCAAGGCCUAAUGUACUGUAACCCUGGCAUAUAAAGGCGUACUGCAGUAAUACAAAGUUGUAUCCUACAUCUCUCUUCUUUUCUUUUCCCAUCACGACAGAAGCCACCAGGCUCCACAGAUCCUACAUGUGUAAAUACCUCCCUCUCUGUUGCAGUUGUUUUGUAUCAGUCUUCCAAAUGUACUGCAAAACCAAGGAAUGUACAGAUUUUUGUAUUAAUAUUAUUGUUAUUAUUGUACAUGAUAUUAUGUUGUUCUUUUUCAAUAAAAUGU